UUGAUAUUGACUUUCACAUGCCAAUGGCUCGUUCUUGCCUUGUUCAAGGUUGCCCGCAACCGCCCCACUAUGAUGACCAGCUCAUGUGGCGUAACCUAAAGCUAGCACAGGGCAGCAUCUCGCUGGGUUGCAAUUGCCUUCGCCUUCGCAUGAUAUUUGAAGAGAGAGGAAUAUGCUGAGUGCGUUGAAUCUGGCAAUUGGUUGUACUUUGCUGCAAUGGUAGGUACGAAGAGACAUCGCGAAAGGAUGCAACCGCAGCGCUCAGGUUACGGUGGUAUUGGCGGUGGUAUUGGCGGUGGUUCUCAUGGAAAAAGGCAAUGCCAUGCACCAGCAGCAAACGCAACGCUCCUGCCCCAGCACAUGCAAAACAGUACAGCGUAACCGCACUCGCACUUGCCAGUCAAUCCCAAUCAACAAGCCCCGCCCAGGUGUGGCGUAAAAUGCUUUGGUUGUGACGAUGCCCUGGUCCGCCCGCUGCGCUGCGCUGCGCUGCCGCUGCUGCUGUCCAAGGGAAGUUCACUCAAUAAAAGCUCCCACUCCCACAUCACACCCCCUUCUCCUGCCAAACACACCUGCGUCUACAUCUACACCUUCUGUCCACAAAAACACCAUCAUACCCCCCAUUACAAUCCCAAGACAUCUGCCCUCAUCAACCCGAGACCCCCAUCUUCUUCAGACAGCCACCAACAACAACAACACCCAACUGUAAGUGCUUAUCUCAGCCCUCCCACUCGAUCCGUACCGAUGCAGGUACUCGCAUCCGGAUCUCAGUUCCUAGCAAGGGAUAAAAAGAUUGACAGAAGACGAUCAUAGUUUCUAUAUGCCGCACUCUGAGUCUAAGCAGUCCACCACUCUCAACAAAAUGUCCCCUCAAGUCAACGGCAACGCUGCUCCAUCAUCGGCCUUCCUCUCCGUAAGUACCAAACUAUCCAUACCCCGCCGUCACACGCAAGCAUCAUCCACAAACCGAGCAUCCCACUGACAAGACCCCCACAGCACCUCUACUCCUACCCAGUCGUCAGUGAUAGCAUUACCACCUUCAAGAAGAACCCAUACGGUGCCAAAUCCAUCGACCUCACAUCCCAAGGUUACGAGAAGCUCGGCAAGCCCAUCAUCAAUAUCCUCGCUGGUCCUUACGAAUAUGUCUCUCCAUAUGUCAAGAAGGCUGAUAGCAUCGGUGACCACACUCUCUCCACCAUCGAUGAGAAGUUCCCUGUGGUAAAGAAGCCCACUGGCGAGUUGUACGAGAAUGCACAAUUCCUCGUUUUCUUUCCUUUGAAGAAGGGUAGCGAGGGCAAGGAUUACGUUGUGAGCACAUACAAAGGGGAGGUAAAGAAGGUUGGUGGUGACGGAUUGGUUGCAUAUGGAACGGCAGCUUUGGGAACUAGCAUCAUCAUCACCCGCGAAACCAUCAACUGGCUCUCUCAAUUUCUGAGCCAGAAGAAGACGCAAGCAAAGGAGGUUGCUCAAGAGAAGUCUGGUUAAAUUUGACCAAUUUGCCAGAGGGAGGAUGAUAGCCAGGGAUGGAUGAAUGAGAAGGUGAAGAACGGAAAGAAUUAUGAACGAUACCCCCACACACCUCAACAGAUUCUUCUUUAAUUGGGCUCGGUCAUGAUGGUGGUCAGGGAAAUGGCAAUGCAAUGGAUCAUGGAUCAUGACUGGGAUUAGGGAAGGAAAGGCGAUCUUUUUAGAAGGGGGAAAAACGAUAUUUUGCGCGUCUUGCUUUUGUGUCACACGAGGACUUUUUCUUAUUUUAUUGUCUCUUAAUAACGUAUCAUACAGAGAACACUUGCCUCUUCUUUCUUAUCUUCGCCUGUCACAUUACAUUGGUCUUCCUUUCUUGCUUUUCAGGGCAAAUUCGCCUCGCGUGAUUUUGUAUCCUUGAUGUAUGAGUAUUCUUAUGAGAAUGUAUUACAAGUAGUUUUUUGUGAAAUGGCAAGAUUGUGGUUUGUGUUUGAGAUUCUAUUUAUAAAUUUAUAUAUAUUUCAGUAGAUUGUUAUACUUCAAACCCCACAUAUCUCCAUAAGCAGUUGCAUGGCGGACAGCGGCGUUGUAGUACUGUACCUUGGUGAUGUUGGCCUUUUACAUAAUUUCUUGCAGACCUAUUAUAGUACAAUACACAGUUCCCAUUGACAGUACACAACCUUUGACAGAGUACAUAGAGGUGGAUAGGUAGGUAGGUAGGUAGGUAGGUAGGUAGGUAGGUAGGUAGGUACGAGUUUGUAUAUCCCAUUUAGAUAUCUAGCUAGAUAACGAGAUAUAUACUGGUAACUGGUUGUGUGCCUACUUAUCUUGAUGUAUACUUGUUGUAUACUCGUUGUAUACUUGUAUAUAUAAUACUUUCAAGUUUUUGUAUACACUUAUAUAUAUAGACCUAUAUCUAUAUAUAUACGUACCUACUCUACACCCCUCCCCCUCACUCCUCUCCCCUGUCUUUCUACGGGAUGUUCUACUGUACCUACCUUUCUUUAAAUUUCUUAUAGAUAAAGUCGAUAUUGACUUCCUACCAACUCCCUCUCCAAUCCCCAUCUACUUCCUCUCCUCUCCUUCCCUCUCCUCUCUAUCCUAUUCUCCCACUAUUCUUUCCCUACCCCUGUGCUCGUGCUUGAGGUACCUCCUCGCUUAUACACAACUUAGACGAGAGGGUAGGGUUAUUCACCCCUGAGAUAGAGAGGUUGAUUCACUCCCUUGUCUCUACUUGUUUUUGUAGUACGGAAUCUCGAUUGGAGGUAGGGAUGUAGGGAGGUAUGGAGUUACGGGGGUAGUGAUUUCUUUCUUUUCCUUUUAUAGGGAAUGUUUGUGCCACAUGUUGAGUACGUGUUAAGGGCGUGUUAUGAGGUAGAUGAUAGAGAUAUAUGUAUAUACAUUCACCACUUUGCUCCUUCGUUAAAUUUCAUUGAAGUGUACUGAAGUUCGUUUCUGCUUAUCUGAUCCUCAUAGUCUUAAGAUUCUUGAUUUACUUAGUUUCGUACACAUUACCCAAGUACCUCCUGUAAUUCACCAGGCAAGAUCACAAUAAAGAAAUCUGUCGCCAUUACACGACGUACGAUAGCAAACUAUACACAGUGUGUACCUAGGUAUAUAUAAUAUCCUUGACAACAAACUGGAAUUUGAAUUCAAUAUUUAUUUAUUUAUAUAUCUAUAUUCCUCUCAUCUCCUCUCAUCUAUCCCCCCUUUCCCCCCCCUCCCCUCUCUUCACAUACGAAAUCUACUCCCCCUCCCUCCCAGUCCAGAAUUAUCUAUACCUAUACCUAUACUUAUACACUCCCACUCAGACUAAAACUCAAGCUCAAACUCAAAGUCCCUCAAACUCCAUACCCAUGCAAAACACUUUACUCUCCUAAAAGGACACCACCAAAAAGAGAGAAAAAAAGAGGACUCGCUAUGCUAUGCAAAUGCCACGCUCACUAUCACAAAAACAACAAAGAAGUAAAAAGCGCACAGACUGAUAGACCGAUUCCAUCCUUCCAUCUCGGUCAGGAGUGGAUAUACAAAGUAGAAAGACAGGUAAUAGAGGAUAGAGUCCAUGAAGCAAGGGGGAAAAAAGAAGAGCGCCAGAAAUAAAUGCUUUUAAAGCCACUUUUACUUUGCUUCUCAGCAACACCGGAAAAGGAACUAUCUAAAACUCCAUCUUUCCAACUGACGAGUAAGUAUGAUUUGAAUCCAUUUAGGAUACCCGUACUCCAGAAUGUACUUCUAUCUUUCGACCCAGAUAGAGACGCUGGAACGGACGCUAGAACAACAAGGGAAGGUCAGACUGAGUGGUUGGCGAGGUGGUACAGUAAUACCAGACAGUGAUGAAAUCAAAUGGGUAUCCGGGUAUCACUGCAUAACACUCUGUCUCCACCUCUCCACCAUAUCAAUCUGUCCCUGAUUAAGCGGUUCCUGCAUAGCAUUCAUCCCCAUCAUAGGAUUAGGCUGCAUGUUCCCCAUCCCACCCAUGAAAUUCAUAUUCAUGUUCAUGCCAUUCAUCUCCAUAGCGGCAUAUGGAUUCGCAAAAGGCAUCAUGCCCUGCUGUCCAUAUGGAUUAUAUCCUAGACUCGGUUGAGCGAAAGGAGGCGGUGCGUUGGGGUAGCCGUUAUAUAUAUUUGGAUACUGCGGCUGUUGUGGCUGAGGAGGUGGUUGAGCAGCACCAGCUUGUCCAUCGUUGAACAUUCCGUUCUUGAAACCACCUGAUGGAGCGCGAGAAUUGAGAUUGAGCAUUGUACUUGAACGCCCGCUUGUAUGCAUAUCAUGAAGUCCAAGGAGACCAACUGAUGGUUUUUUGGAAUGUAGUUGUGUGUUGCCACCAGCUUGAGGAUGAGCUUGUAGGAUAUCGGCCAUGCUGUGUCGUUUGUUGACUUUAGGGCUUCCAUUGGCUAGAGCUUCGGCUUGGAGACGCUUGCGUCGCUGUCCAAGAGUUUCGUCCUCUGGAUUUGGAGCGGGUGAUUUUUCCUUUUCUUUGCCUUUGGCCUUUGCAUCGAUCGGAUUACCGCCAAAUUGGCUCAUCAUCUCUGACGCAAAGUCACCACUGAUUGUCCGAGGGGCUGGAAGAGCGCCUUCUUUGACUUCCUUCUUUUCCUUGAGACGACGCAUUCUUUGCGCAAUCGUCUCACCCUCUUCCUCUGAUACGUCUUCUCCCUCGGGCGGCAGUAUUAUUGGGGCUCGAGCAGGAGCAGGUCGUACACCAUGUAUUCGAUCCCUUCUUCGACUCAAAGGUUCAUUGUCCUCCAUCUCUCGACGUUCCAACAAACCAAUUGGACGAUUCAAUUCCUGAGCUCUCUUUGAAUAAAGCACAGCCAAAGGUACAUCAUCAUCGUCACUAUCAGCCCCCUCUUCUGGUCGUCUGCUAGCUGGGUCUUCCCAUGCCAAAUUUACCCUUUUCCUCUGUCUUGACUUCUGCUCUACCUCCUUUACAGCGUCAAUCUGGAGAAGAGUUGAGUGCAUCCCACUGGUGUAAGCAUCCUCUGGUAAUUGAGUUCUGAGUUUUUGUUGCUGUUUUCGUAAUUGAAGUUCCGCAAGAAGAGUGGUUGGUGGUCCAAAAUAAACGUCAUCCUCGUCUUCAUCACUUGACUCGUCGUCUUCCCCUUCCUGUUCCUCCCCAUCAACUUCAUCACCACUGGCACGUAUAAUCUCGUCACCAUGUUGAGUACCACUCAAUGGCCUAGUUCCAUUACUCUUCGUGUCGUCGUCGCCCAAAUCAGUUUUGAACAUAUCAAGACCGGAGAACGUUGAAGAACGCUUCUGUUCUUGAUCUGUCAAGAAUGUUGCACCGCUCAUUCGCUUGCCGCGCAACAAAUUAAAAGAGCUGGUUCUUCUCUUGUGCGUGGAGUCAAGCAGCAUAUGAGAACUGCUAACACUGCUUCGCUUCUUCUGCUCUCCAUCCAACAAUUGAGCACCAUUAAUACUAUUUCUAUUCUUGUGUUUUCCGUAAACCUCAGAGCCAAGAUGUCCGGCAAAAGAAUGGUCUGUGAAAGCACUCACGGGCGCGUAUGCAGACGCGUCAAGAAUGCUGUCCAGCGUAGCAACUGCUGAC
This is a messenger RNA of Hymenoscyphus albidus, 5515 nucleotides long. Lineage: Eukaryota; Fungi; Ascomycota; Leotiomycetes; Helotiales; Helotiaceae. The record is from the annotation of a GenBank genome assembly.